GAAAGGGAAGGGAAGACGUGAACUGUUGUCUGUAAAUAUAACAUCUGAGGAGAUUUAAUUAGCUGUUCAGGUGUUUAACUGAAUGCACAAGUCUCUUGACAAAAAGGGGCAUGGAUUGGAGUGAUGAACUCCAGAGCUUCAAGAGAGAAUUCUGAUGCUCAGGAUGUAUACCGUAGGAAAGCAGAUUUCUCAGCAUAUCAUUUUUUCACCUGAGAUGUCUCCUACUUUCUUGUGGCCAAGCUGAACAUCAGAUAAAAUUGUUUGUUUUUUUUCCAUUGGGAGUUGAUGGCUUGCUUUGAAGAGUGGUCCAGGCUAUUUGUUCUAAGAAUCAUAUAUCUAGGGGGAAAAAAAAAAUUAGAAGGGAUGGAAAAUACAGCAAUACAUACACUUUUCUAGGAAGUAUACUUCUUCCCAGGCAUUCUUAGAGCCCCUAGGAAAAGUAAUUUAUUUCAGAGAGAUCAGUGUAGACAAACUAAAAAGCUGAAGGAGAUUAAAAAAAAAUGGGAAAAGAGAGUGAAAAUAGAGCUACAAAAUAGCGUGUGUUGUACUAGCUAUAUAUUAUCUCUGCUCACUUUAAAGCCUGUUAGAGUCUUUAGAAACAAGGAUGAUCAGACUAACCAGAGUUGAUCUCUUUCCUUUAACAGUAAUAUCUCCUUCGCAGAGUUUCAUUGUCAUCCCAGUGGAAAUUAGUCAAGCUUCUUCAUUCUCCACUGGUGGAUGCCAGCCCUUCAAAGAAAUGAACUUCCAUGUUAUAAAGUGUCCAUAAAUACCCAGCAGAAGUCUUACAACACAAAGCUUUCCACUGACAGUGAUGGAAUAAUGCCUUCUUGUCAUGGAGAAGUUUUGGGAAGUCCAUUUAAAGGAAGGAAGACCUGACCAUUUAUCAGGACCAACUUGUUUCCAGCUGCUUAUCUGGGGAUUUGUUAGUAUCUUUUCUUUGAUGAGUUUAUCACCAGCAGCUCAUCUCUAAACACGCUGGUAAUCAUGACCAGUGUCAUCAACUUAUUCACAUCUUCAGAAGUGUAAGCACCGGAGCAGGAAACGGUAAUUCCAGUUAAUGCAACAGCAGAGAUGCUAAAGAAGAAACGAACCUCUAUGAAACGUAACAAGAAAGCUUCUUCCUGCUUUCGCCAUUGAUGGAGAGGUACCAAGUGGAUACAGGUCCAUUUCCCUGACGUUGAGCGAGUGGAGUGGCUGAACAAGGUCCUGGAACAGGCUUGGCCAUACUUCGGGACAAUCAUGGAAAAAACAUUUAAAGAAGUGGUCGAGCCAAAAAUUAGAGCAAAGAGCGUACAUCUGAAAACGUGCGCCUUCACCAAGAUCCAGUUUGGCGAGAAGUGCCCUAGAAUCAACGGAAUAAAAGUCUACACCAAAGAAAUUGAUAGAAGACAAGUUAUCCUAGACCUGCAGAUAUGCUAUGUAGGAGACUGCGAGAUUCACAUGGACAUAUCGAAAUUUAAUCUUGGGGUGAAAGGUGUACAGUUGUAUGGGACUUUGCGAGUGAUACUGGAACCUCUUCUCACUGAUGCCCCUUUCAUUGGAGCGGUGACCUUGUUUUUUAUCCAGAAACCGCACUUGGAAUUCAACUGGGCAGGCAUGACCAACCUCCUGGAUGUCCCAGGGAUUAAUGUAAUGUCAGACUCACUGAUUCAAGACUACAUUGCUGCACGGCUGGUUCUGCCAAACAGGAUCACGGUGCCUCUGAAGAAGAACAUGAGCAUUGCCCAGUUGAGGUUCCCUAUCCCACACGGAGUAAUAAGGGUUCACCUUCUAGAGGCUGAAAACCUUGUCCAGAAAGAUAGUUUCCUUGGUGCGAUCAGAGGGAAGUCUGACCCAUAUGCUCUUCUUCGGCUUGGCACGGUGCAGUAUCGAAGCAAGACAAUUUCCCGAGAUCUUAAUCCCGUCUGGAAUGAGACAUUUGAGUUUGUUGUUCAUGAAGUGCUUGGUCAGGACUUAGAAGUGGACUUGUAUGAUGCGGAUCCAGAUAAGGAUGACUUCAUGGGCAGCUUGCUUAUAAGCCUGCUGGAUAUAAAGAAUGACAAAACUGUUGAUGAGUGGUUUCCCUUAAGCAAGACAACAAGUGGACACUUGCACUUAAAGCUGGAGUGGCUUUCACUAGUAAAUGACCAAGAGAAGCUACACGAGGAUAAGAAGGGCCUGUCUACAGCAAUUCUGAUAGUCUACUUGGACAGUGCUUUCAACCUCCCAAAAAACCACUUUGAGUAUUCAAACGGAGAAUGUGGAGCGAAGAAGAUCAAAAAUAACAAGUACCUCAAGAAGACAGAACGAGAACCUUCCUCCUUUGUCCUGCUCACAGUAGGAAGCAAGACUCAAAAAAGCAAGACCUGCAAUUUCAACAAAGAUCCCAAGUGGGGCCAGGCUUUCACCUUCUUUGUCCACAGUGCUCAUUCCCAGUCGCUGCACGUUGAGAUAAAAGACAAGGAUCAGGAUAGUUCUCUGGGAACAUCAGUGGUAUGUCUCUCCCACUUACUUAAGGACCCAAACAUGACUCUGGAUCAGAGGUUUCAGCUGGAUCAUUCCAGUUCAGACAGCUUCAUUAAGAUAAAACUUGUGUUGCGCGCCUUGAAUGCUGAGGAACCUGAUCCACAGAGAGUCAAGGCUAGUGUCAUUGCAUCGAAGAAAGGUCCCUUGUAUGUCAUGGAGAAUGGUGGAAACCAGCAGGAGUUUGGCUCCCCACCAAAACCAGAAGUCUCCAAAGUACCUCCUGUGGGCAAAGACACUGCCGUGCGGGAAUCCAUGCCGAAAAAAGACAGCGGUGAAGACCUGGACGCAAGUAACAGUUCAGCAGCGCCUGUAGCUAGUGAAACUGUUGCUGGCCUUGAUGAGACAGAGAGUGAGCAAGAUCCAGAGCAUCGUGCACCACCAGUGUUGCAUACCAGGGCAGCGGUAGUGCCCACGUUGCCGGUCGUAGAGGAACUGAGGCUUGCACCCAGCGUUACUUCGCUGGGUUCUCUGCCUUCUUCUUGCUUUGAACUAAGUAGCAGCAAUCUGGACCUUCAUAACGGGACGGAAAUGCCUCUGGGAGAGAUUCAGCUCACAGUGCGCUAUGCUUCCAUACGGCAGAGUCUUGUUGUGCUGGUGAAUGGCUGCAGAAACCUAGUACCCUCUUCCAAUCGUGGAGUGGAUCCAUAUGUCCGUAUAUACCUGCUUCCAGAUAGAAGAUGGACAAGCAGGAAGAAGACUUCCGUUAAGAAAAGAACUCUGAAUCCCCAGUAUGAUGAAAAGUUUGAAUUUUUUGAAUCUUUGGAAGAAGUCAAGAGAAGGACCCUAGAUGUUGCAGUGAAAAACAGCAGGCCGUUCAUUUCACAGGAAAAAAAGGAGCUGGGCAAAGUGCGGAUUGACUUGUCACAGGAGGACUUAAUCAAGGGCUUUACACAGUGGUACGAGCUGACAAGAAGCAGACGCAAGAAAAACUGAUUUCUUCUCAUGUACAUAAGUUAUUAAUUUUUUAACUUUAUAUUGGCUGUAUAUAUCUCUUUUGUAAUUGAAGUGUUUUGAAACAUUCACUGCAAACUUGAAGCCAUCUGCUGCUCAGGACACGUACGCUGAAUGAUCCUACUGACAUCAGUUCUCAGCGAAGUAAAACAGAAAGGAAACAAAACAAACUGUGGGAAUAAUUUCUCUCUAAAUAACAAAUCAUUUAUUCUUGAUGUGUCUGGUGUAUCUCCUCCCCGAGAACCCAUACACAUGAACACUCUCUUAAGGAAGUGUCAUACCUGGAGAUAUUUUUAGAUUGCCACCUAUGUGUGAUUACUCUGUUCUCAGUUUCAUUUCCCUAAGAGCCUAUUCGUGUUGUUUUAACGAUAUCUGAAAGCAUUACGCUUCUAAAAGAAUCAGUUUUUAAGCUGCAUCUUUCAUCUGUAAGGCUACAGAACCCAUUCAAAUAAACUGUAAGGCUAAUAGCAGUUCUUGAGAAACAAAGAAAUGGAUAUUGUGCUUCUGAAAAGCACCUUAGCAGAUUGUGGCUGCAGGUCUGCAUAUGAUGAGCUUCCAAAAGCAGGGAGAUUAGUUUACCAGGAUGUCAUUAAGGUUUCAGUUUGUAAUGCCUUAACAUGUUUUGUUCUUUGUUACAACAUUUCAGCAUCUCAUAAGCCUUGAUAGUAAAUCAUUCUGCCUGAGGAACAGCAGAGUUUUGGAAACUAAGCUUUAUUAAUAUUGGAGCGCAAUAUACCAAAAUAUUUUUGGAAGCUUGGUGUACUUGUUUGUUUACAAUAAACUUUGACAUGUCUUGCUUAAGGAA
Molecule: messenger RNA, 4261 nt
Organism: Numida meleagris (helmeted guineafowl)
Lineage: Eukaryota; Metazoa; Chordata; Aves; Galliformes; Numididae
Gene: ESYT3
Product: extended synaptotagmin 3
Exons: 27
Coding region: 1240-3438 (732 amino acids)
Biological process (GO): lipid transport
Molecular function (GO): lipid binding
Source: RefSeq, a predicted model, not a curated record